AUGGAGGCUCAGAUCGAAAGAGUUGUCGAUAUCUUGUCGAACCCCCGAUCUGACCAGUCCCUCCAAGGGCAGGCCCUCGAGUACUUAGGCCAGGUGCGGUCCGAUCCGCAAGCCUGGCAAGCCUGCACCAACCUCUAUGUUCGAACAUCGCCCCGGGCAUCCGACCUUGCCCGUAUGACAUGUCUUGAGAUCAUCAACUAUGCUGUCUACAACCACGGCCUCGAUACCGAUAGCCUCAGCUACCUCAAGCAGACGCUGCUCGAAUACACUCGCCAAACAUACGGCCCAGAUACUCAAAACGAACCCGACCAGCCGCACAUACAGAACAAGCUCACGCAAACCUUGACGUACCUGUUUGUAUUCCUGUACCAAAAUGGAUGGCAGUCAUUUCUCGAAGAUUUUCUAGCCCUCACCGGCAUCGGCAACGGUGUCAACAACGUCCGCGGCACGCUCUUCUAUCUCCGCAUCUUGUCCUCGAUCCACGACGAGAUCGCCGAUAUGCUUCUCUCUCGCCAGAGUAACGAGUCUAAGCGUAACACGGAGCUCAAAGACCAGCUGAGAGCACAGGACAUGCAUCGCGUUGCUGACUCCUGGAAGCAGCUUCUUGCUCGUUACAGCGACAAUGACGCUGUGGUUGAAAUGGUCCUUCGAGUCAUCGGCAAGUGGGCUAGCUGGAUGGAUAUUUCCCUCAUCAUCAGCCAAGAUAUGCUCAGCCUUAUCCUUCCCGUCGUCGGACGUCACCAGAAUGAGGGUCGAGCUGACAAGGUCCGCGACGUCGCCAUUGAGACGCUUACCGAGAUUUGCGGUAAAAAGAUGCGCUCUGCCGACAAGAUGGAGAUGAUUUCUUUCCUUAGUCUCCAGAGUAUUGUUAGUCAGCUCGUUGCCAUGCCACUGCUGAGCGAAUACCGUGGGACGUCCCAGUACGAUACCGAUCUUGCUGAAGUCGUCGCCAAGUUAGUCAACAGUGUAGUCUCCGAUAUCAUUAGAGCACUCGACGAUCCGCAGAUUAGCGAUGAUACCCGAUCUCGUGCAAAACAGCAUCUCAACGACUUUCUUCCAUUGCUACUCCGCUUCUUUACUGAUGAAUACGACGAGGUCUGCUCUACAGUCAUUCCUGCUCUCACCGACCUCCUCACAUUCCUCCGUAAGCUCGGACAUCUUCCCGAAGAGUACAACAGCAUGCUUGCGCCCAUUCUCGAUGCCAUUAUUCGGAAGAUGCGAUACGACGAAACUUCUUCGUGGGGAAAUGAAGAUGAACAGACAGACGAGGCCGAGUUUCAAGAGCUGCGAAAGAAGCUACAGAACUUGCAAAAGACUAUUGCUGCCAUAAACCAGCCUCUCUACAUGGACAUGCUGAGCAACCUGGUCGCCACAACCUUUCAGACCCUCAACCAACGAGGGUCUGACAUGGACUGGAGAGAUCUGGAUCUAGCUCUGCACGAGAUGUACCUCUUUGGAGAGCUUGCGUUGCCGAACCAUGGCCCUGGCACAAAGAAUCAGCCUUCUAGCGAGGCUUCCGAGCGCUUGGUGGUUAUGGUCACAAAAAUGGUAGAGUCUGGUAUUGCCAGCUUCUCGCAUCCGGCCAUUUUGCUCCAGUACAUGGAAAUAUGUGUCCGAUACAGCGCCGUUUUCGAUACCAACACACAGUACAUUCCGCAAGUGUUGGAGAACUUCGUCCGAUUAGUGCAUCACGAACAUGUACGACUCAAGACACGCUCGUGGUAUCUCUUUCAUCGAUUCAUCAAGCAGCUUCGCGGGCGGGUAGGCAACGUCGCCGAAACAGUCAUCCAGUCUAUUGGGGACCUACUGCCGAUUAAGGCUGAGGUCCCGGGCGAGGAUGCGGACGAUGACAUGUCCUCGGACGAAUCUGAUCACUCUGCCGAUGCCCUCUUCACUAGCCAACUAUACCUCUUUGAGGCCAUUGGGUGUAUUUCGUCUACUUCCAGUACCCCUGUCGAAAAACAGGCGCUCUACGUUCGAUCAGUGAUGGAGCCACUUUUUCAGGAUAUGGAAGUACACCUGCCUCGUGCCAAGUCUGGCGAUGCCCAGGCCAACCUCCAGAUCCAUCACAUCGUAAUGGCCCUCGGCACGCUAGCACAUGGUUUCUCUGACUGGACACCUGGGUCGACAAGCAAAGAGCACACUCCGCCGGAUAAGGUGGUGGCAGCUGAGUUCUCACGAGCCGCAGAGGCUAUUCUCAUCGCACUGAGCCAACUCAAUUCCUCCUGCGAGAUUAGGACAGCCUGCCGUUCAGCAUUCUCCAAGCUUCUCGGUGUUCUGGGCGCUGCCGUUCUCCCUCAACUCCCCCAAUGGAUUGAUGGCUUACUUUCACAGAGCUCAUCCAAAGAUGAAAUGGCCAUGUUCUUGCGCCUGCUGGAUCAAGUCGUGUUCGGCUUCAAGGCGGAAAUCUACGACGUCUUGAAUGCUCUGCUGACACCUCUGCUCCAGAGAAUCUUUGCCGGACUGACAGAGCCGAUUCAUGGAACAGACGACGAAAUCCAGCUUGCCGAGCUUCGACGCGAAUAUCUCUCCUUUAUCCAGAUUAUUCUCAACAACGGACUUGAGGGCGUGUUGAUCAGCGAAGCCAACCAAGGCUACUUUGAGUCUUUGAUCUCCUCUGUCAUUGAGCUAGGGAAGAUUCUGGAAGGCAAUUUGGGACCGUCCCGACACGCGUUCACCAUCCUAUUGCGCAUCUCCUCUAUUUGGGGCGGACCUGAUGUAGCUACGAUCUCGCAGAACCCGACUGCGCCAAUAGGCUCGGCUAGUCCUGUCAUACCUGGCUUUGAUCAAUUCAUGAUCGAUCGUUUCCACAACGCAUGCUGGGAGGUGCUACGCAAUCCCAACUUCCGUCCUGGGCAGGACGCGCAGACGAAGCAGAUUUUGGUGGAGAUUGCUAGCCUGGAGCAACUCAUCUACACCAAAACUGGCGACGCUUUUAUCCAGAACCUACAGAAUGGAGUGUUUGCCAGCCUCGGUAUCAAUGGAGACGAAUUCCUGCGGUCACUUACUACGUCGACCGACAAGAAGCAAUUUCCAUCAUACCUGCAGGGGCUGCUCAAGAGCCGCCAAUAG
Beauveria bassiana ARSEF 2860 is the source of this 3072-nucleotide messenger RNA. Its product is annotated as exportin 1-like protein. Bases 1 to 3072 code for a protein of 1023 amino acids. Gene Ontology annotation, molecular function: tRNA binding; small GTPase binding. Gene Ontology annotation, biological process: tRNA re-export from nucleus. The transcript has 3 exons. The record is from RefSeq and is a predicted model, not a curated record. Gene Ontology annotation, cellular component: nuclear matrix; cytoplasm; nuclear pore. NCBI's taxonomy places the organism in Eukaryota, Fungi, Ascomycota, Sordariomycetes, Hypocreales, Cordycipitaceae.